CUCGUCUCGAAAUGUCGAGACGAGACGAGACCAACCUUAAGUCUCGUCUAGUCUCGUCUCGCGGCACCACUAAUCUUUUUCAUCUGGGCUAAGUUGAGCUAACUUUCGUUGUAGAAAAGUUUCGAAUUUAGAAGCUUGCGAAUUACCAACUUCCCGCAACGAGUAUUCCCAUUACUUGUGCACUGACGACGGCGAAGUUAAAUGUUUGCCAGGCUGGAACGGAGACCUUUGCGACGUACCGAAAUGUCGGUCUGGAUGUGACCCAAUGCAAGGCUACUGCAAUCGACCCAACGAAUGUUUAUGCAAGUUAGGCUACUACGGAGAAAAAUGCAACAAAUGCAUUCCAUUGCCCGGAUGUCAGCAUGGAUAUUGUAAUACGAGUUUUGAGUGUAUUUGCCAGGAAGGAUGGGAUGGAUUGUUUUGUUCGGAACCAAUAUGCCGUCAUGAUUGCCAUCAAGCCAGAGGCUAUUGCAACGUACCGGGUGAUUGUAAAUGCAGGUUAGGAUGGUCAGGCAAGACGUGCAAAGAGUGCCAAGUUUUGCCUGGAUGCGUGCACGGCUACUGCGAAAAACCGUUGGAAUGUAAAUGCCAUCCUGGAUACACUGGGAUACUUUGCCAGACACCAAUCUGCUCGAAAACUUGUCAUAAGGAACGGGGGUAUUGUCGCAAACCCGACGAAUGUAGGUGCAAAGUUGGCUGGUGGGGUAAAAACUGCGAAAAAUGCUUCGCCUAUCCAGGAUGUUUGAAUGGUAGUUGUAACAGACCGUGGGAAUGUAAUUGUCAGAAAGGAUGGGGUGGAAUGCUCUGCGAUGAAGAGUUGAAUCACUGCGAAAACAAUCCUGACACGUGUAUAAAUGGUGCCAAAUGCGUUUCUUUGACCAAAGAUGAUGGACUUUAUAAAUGUCUUUGCAGAGAAGGUACUUACGGGAAAAAUUGCGAAAUGUCCGAACAUUCUACAACUACUGCAAACCAAUCAGUUGGGUUGCAAAGACAUUCUACAACUACUGUAACGCCUGCAACGUUUGCAAAUCAAACUAUUAAGUUGCAAAGUAAACCUGCAUUGACUACUACUACAGUUAAACCGACUAAAUCGACCAAGCAGCCUGGCAAAGUACGAAAACCUGGAAAGCCUGAAAAUGUUACUAUAGUUUACGCUCAAGAUGGACUUUUAUUUGAAAAUAAUUCUACUAAGAAGUUGUAUGAAAAUGAAACAAAAUAAUUUUGUAUAGAAAAUUGUAGAAACAAUUCAAAAAUUAUAAUUGUUAAUUUUAGAUUUAGAGAUAAAUAAUUGGCUUUGACUGAGAAAUAUUUA
Ceutorhynchus assimilis (cabbage seed weevil) is the source of this 1312-nucleotide messenger RNA. The record is from the annotation of a GenBank genome assembly. Lineage: Eukaryota; Metazoa; Arthropoda; Insecta; Coleoptera; Curculionidae.